Pipistrellus nathusii (Nathusius's pipistrelle) is the source of this 2625-nucleotide messenger RNA. The record is from the annotation of a GenBank genome assembly. NCBI's taxonomy places the organism in Eukaryota, Metazoa, Chordata, Mammalia, Chiroptera, Vespertilionidae.
AUGGGGCUGCCCACCCUGGAGUUCAGCGACUCCUACUUGGACAGCCCGGACUUCAGGGAGCGCCUGCAGUGCCACGAGAUCGAGCUGGAGCGGACCAACAAGUUCAUCAAAGAGCUGAUCAAGGACGGCUCCCUGCUCAUCGGGGCGCUGCGGAAUCUGUCUAUGGCAGUACAGAAAUUUUCCCAGUCACUGCAAGACUUCCAGUUUGAAUGUAUUGGUGAUGCUGAAACAGAUGAUGAAAUUAGUAUUGCUCAGUCGCUAAAAGAAUUUGCAAGACUACUCAUCACAGUAGAAGAAGAAAGGAGACGACUGAUUCAAAACGCUAAUGAUGUAUUAAUUGCUCCGCUUGAGAAAUUUCGAAAAGAACAGAUAGGCGCAGCAAAAGAUGGGAAGAAGAAGUUUGACAAGGAGAGUGAAAAAUACUAUUCUAUUCUUGACAAACAUUUAAAUUUGUCUGCGAAGAAAAAGGAGUCUCAUUUGCAAGAGGCAGACACACAAAUCGACCGAGAACAUCAAAACUUCUAUGAAGCAUCGCUGGAAUAUGUCUUUAAGAUUCAAGAAGUUCAAGAAAAAAAGAAGUUUGAGUUUGUUGAACCGCUUUUGUCGUUCCUUCAGGGCUUGUUUACUUUUUACCACGAGGGAUAUGAACUCGCCCAGGAAUUUGCACCAUAUAAACAACAGCUGCAGUUCAACUUGCAGAAUACGAGGAACAAUUUUGAAAGUACUCGACAAGAGGUAGAGCGGUUGAUGCAAAGGAUGAAGUCUGCCAACCAAGAUUACAGGCCGCCCAGCCAGUGGACGAUGGAAGGCUACCUUUACGUCCAGGAGAAACGACCACUUGGUUUUACAUGGAUUAAACAUUAUUGCACAUAUGAUAAAGGAAGCAAAACAUUUACAAUGAGUGUUUCAGAAAUGAAAUCCAGUGGGAAAAUGAACGGCCUUGUCACCAGCUCACCAGAAAUGUUUAAAUUAAAAUCUUGUAUCCGACGAAAGACAGAUUCAAUUGACAAACGAUUCUGCUUUGACAUAGAAGUAGUUGAAAGGCAUGGGAUCAUCACAUUGCAGGCCUUUUCAGAAGCAAAUCGGAAACUCUGGCUCGAAGCCAUGGAUGGGAAAGAACCAAUUUAUACCCUGCCUGCCAUUAUGAGCAAGAAAGAAGAAAUGUACUUAAAUGAAGCAGGGUUCAACUUCGUGAGAAAAUGCAUUCAAGCUGUGGAAACAAGAGGCAUCACAAUUUUAGGCCUCUACCGAAUAGGAGGAGUGAACUCCAAAGUUCAGAAACUCAUGAACACCACAUUUUCUCCCAAAUCUCCUCCUGAUAUGGACAUUGAUAUUGAACUAUGGGAUAACAAGACAAUAACAAGUGGACUGAAAAACUACCUCAGGUGCCUUGCUGAACCACUAAUGACUUACAAGUUGCACAAAGAUUUUAUUCUUGCUGUUAAAUCUGAUGACCAAAACUACCGGGUGGAGGCUGUACAUGCGUUGGUACACAAAUUACCAGAGAAAAACAGAGAGAUGCUGGACAUCUUAAUAAAGCAUCUGGUCAAAGUAUCACUACAUAGCCAACAAAAUCUCAUGACUGUCUCAAACCUCGGUGUCAUAUUUGGCCCAACUCUUAUGAGAGCACAGGAAGAAACUGUGGCUGCUAUGAUGAAUAUUAAGUUUCAGAAUAUUGUCGUUGAAAUUCUGAUAGAGCACUAUGAAAAGAUUUUUCACACUGCCCCGGACCCCAGCAUCCCUCUUCCUCAGCCUCAGUCUCGGUCUGGGUCCCGAAGGACGCGAGCAAUCUGCCUCUCCACUGGCUCCCGGAAGCCCAGAGGGAGGUACACUCCGUGCUUGGCAGAACCCGACAGCGACUCCUACAGCAGCAGCCCCGCCAGCACACCCAUGGGGAGCAUUGAGUCCCUCUCCUCUCACUCCUCGGAACAGAACAGCACGACCAAGUCCACCUCCUGCCAGCCCAGGGAGAAGUCCGGAGGGAUUCCCUGGAUCGCAUCCCCGUCACCUUCCAAUGGACAGAAAAGUCUCGGUCUCUGGACAACCAGUCCUGAAUCCAGUUCUAGAGAAGAUGCAACCAAAACGGAUGCAGAAUCAGAUUGCCAGAGCGUGGCCUCCGUCACCAGCCCCGGGGACGUUUCCCCACGCAUAGACCUGGCCAAGAAAGGCCCUCAUGGGACUUCGGGGCAGAAAAGAGCCUCGGCUACCUUCCUCAGGUCCAUCGCUGCAGCUGAAGGAAACAAGAGCUACAGUGGUUCCACUCAAAGCUUAACGUCCAUCGGCUCCAAAGAGACGCCUAAAGGCCCGCCGAACCCAGACCUGCCCCCAAAGAUGUGCAGGAGGUUAAGGCUAGACACGGCCUCCAGCAAUGGCUACCAGAGGCCGGGCUCCAUUGUGGCAGCGAAAGCCCAACUGUUUGAAAAUGUUGGUUCGGUGAAGCCAAUUUCUUCUGGACGCCAAGCCAAAGCCAUGUACUCCUGUCAAGCAGAGCACAGCCAUGAGCUCUCCUUCCCACAGGGGGCGGUCUUUUCUAAUGUGUACCCAUCGGUGGAACCAGGGUGGUUGAAGGCAACUUAUGAAGGCAAAACAGGACUAGUCCCAGAAAAUUAUGUUGUCUUCCUCUAA